UAAGAGUCUUACUUUUAUUUCCUCAGGUCAUUUUGAAUGGUAAAAUUAAGGCAUUCUGUGGAGGUUCCAUCAUUAAUGAAAAAUGGGUCGUAACUGCUGCCCACUGUAUUGAACCUGGUGAUAAAAUUGAGGUUGUAGCAGGUGAACAUGACAUUGAAAAGAAAGAAGAUACAGAACAAAGGCGAAAUGUGAUUCAAGUUAUUACUUAUCACAGCUACAAUGCAACUAUUAAUAAGUACAACCAUGACAUUGCUCUGCUGGAACUGGAUAAACCCUUAGUACUAAAUGACUAUGUAACACCUAUUUGCAUUGCCAACAGAGAAUAUACGAACAUCUUCCUCAGAUUUGGAUCUGGCUUUGUGAGUGGCUGGGGGAGACUCUUCAACAGAGGAAGACCAGCUUCAAUUCUUCAGUACCUUAGAGUUCCACUUGUUGACCGAGCCACGUGUCUUCGAUCCACAAAGUUCACCAUCCAUAAUAAUAUGUUCUGUGCUGGCUUCCAUGAUGGAGGUAGAGAUUCAUGUCAAGGAGAUAGUGGGGGACCUCAUGUUACUGAAGUGGAAGGGACCAGUUUCUUAACUGGAAUUAUUAGCUGGGGUGAAGAGUGUGCAAUGAAAGGCAAAUAUGGAAUAUAUACCAAGGUAUCCCGGUAUGUUAACUGGAUUAAGGAAAAAACAAAGCUCACUUAA
Messenger RNA from Castor canadensis (American beaver), 689 nucleotides. The record is from RefSeq and is a predicted model, not a curated record. NCBI's taxonomy places the organism in Eukaryota, Metazoa, Chordata, Mammalia, Rodentia, Castoridae.